AUGCCUUCACUUUGGCGAGUGCUUCUCCUCUACCGCCCAAUGAAUUCACUAACGGCACAGCAGGUCUAUGGGCAUGUCGCUUCUAUGACCGAGAUAGAGAGUGUUCAGGAACGAAUUGCAUCUCAUGAAAAGCAAGAGGCGAAGAUAGCGAGGAAGUACGGAAUACCAGGAAAUGUUGAUUCAGCCGCCAUUCUCCAGGCUGUCAAGGACAAGGCGUGGAAUUCGGUGGAUUCCCAACACCCUCAUGACGAGCUCUUGCACGAUGCCGAGGUCCUUGAUGACUUGCUCAAUUUUCGGAACGAACAAUUCCCCGAGCCAACAGAUCUUGAGUCCUCACCUGUGCUAGACCCAGCUCGGUCCUGGGGCAUUAUUAUAGGCAUCGACGCGUAUCACGUAUCUCCGUUCAAUGGAGUCGCCCACUGUCGGAGCCAUUGAAACUAUUUGUUCCGUAGACUGCUAUGUAGUCGGUGCGAAUGGUCCUAUUCCCGAUAUCAACAACAGAGAGCUCAAUACAAUUCUUUAUCUAAUUCGUGUUGAAAAGGGUGAAAAUAUCACAGUUAUCACCGACUGCUGCUAUGCAGGUGGUGUCACCUGCGGAAUAUCAAGCUCUCUCUCAUAUGAUGCCACUCGGAGCUUACCUCUGUCGCUCGCCUCAGG
Desarmillaria tabescens is the source of this 657-nucleotide messenger RNA. RefSeq lists its product as uncharacterized. The record is from RefSeq and is a predicted model, not a curated record. The coding region runs from base 1 to 435 and encodes 144 amino acids. The transcript is spliced from 3 exons. NCBI's taxonomy places the organism in Eukaryota, Fungi, Basidiomycota, Agaricomycetes, Agaricales, Physalacriaceae.